This is a messenger RNA of Suillus paluster, 1299 nucleotides long. RefSeq lists its product as uncharacterized. Bases 1 to 1299 code for a protein of 432 amino acids. The record is from RefSeq and is a predicted model, not a curated record. Lineage: Eukaryota; Fungi; Basidiomycota; Agaricomycetes; Boletales; Suillaceae. The transcript is spliced from 7 exons.
AUGGCCAUUGCGAUUUGUCAAGGCGCAGCUCAAAUCGCUCUUCUGGAGGAUCGUGUGGCAGAGCAGGAUGGUAAGAUUGAUACCCUGCAAUGCCUUCAUGAAGGCCUUAGGCGCGAAAUCAUGCUCCGGCACCCCUCAUUCCCACUGCCCAAUCCUCCUGCCAAUGCAUCAUCCUUGUUGCUUGAUCAAUCCGGCCCCCCCACCAUGUCACCCGCCGAAUCUGCACUCCCACCUCUCAUUGAUCUCACAAUGGAAGGCAUUGCUCCCACAACCACAACCACAACAGUCCCGGAUGCCUCUGCCAUUGAUGGCCUCCUGUUUGAUUACAACCAAGUGGCUCAUCCAGAGGAUCCAGAUGCAUCUGGCGAAAUUGUGGACCCAGGUGAUCUGAGCAACCUUGUCCCAGAAUAUAACUCCUCCGAUGACAUGGAUGUUGAGGUUGAGGUGAAGGUUGAAGAGGCUUCUGAGGAGUACCGAGACCCGACACCCGAGAUUCGGUACUUGGUACUCGGUGAUUCGUGUUGGGUGUUGGGUGUCGGUACUCGAUUCGAAACUCGAAUCAAGAAACUUGAAACUCGCAUAAAUCUGAGUACCGACACCCAACACCCGACACCCAAGUACCGAGUACCGAAUCUCGGGUGUCGGUACUCGGGUGUCGGGUGUCGGUUUCAAAUUUCAAAUGUCCACACGAAUCAACCGAAUCUCGGGUGUCGGUACUCGGGUGUCGGGUGUCGGGUGUUGGUACUCGACUCGAAACUCAACACUCGAACACAUGAAUCACCGAGUACCGAGUACCAAAUCUCGGGUGUCGGUACUCGGGUGUCAGGUGUCGGGUGUCGGGUGUUGGGUGUCGGUACUCAACUCAAAACUCGAACACACGAAUCACUGAGUACCAAGUACCGAAUCUCGGGUGUCAGUACUCGGUACUCGGGUGUCAGGUGUUGGGUGUCGGGUGUUGGGUGUUGGGUGUUGGGUGUUGGGUGUUGGGUGUCGGGUGUUGGGUGUCGGGUGUUGGGUGUCGGGUGUUGGGUGUCGGGUGUCAGUACUCGAUUCGAAACUCGAAACUCAUAUAAAUCUGAGUUUUCACGAUAUUAUGUCCGUACAUCAUCAAGCUAUCUUCCAAAAAUAUAUAUGGCUGUGCAUGAGGAUGGAAAGGGAAGAGAAAACACAGCCAGCAACAAGACUCGCAUAGUAGAGUCGAUUACAGAUGAAGCAGGGGAGUUGAAUGGGAUGAUGUAUCGAGACUCUAAGAGUCGAAGCUGUGUAAAAUUCCCCACUUCGGCCCACCUGUCUAUCUGA